AUGAGUGAAGAAUUAAGACAGUUGGUUACACCACAUAUAGACAGUUAUGACUUCUUCGCUGAGAAAGCGUUGAGUAUAAUUGUGGCAGGAUUGCCACCUGUCUACAUCAACAACAGAGCAGAGAAUGCCGACUCCACUCAGAAGCACUGGCGUCUGAAGUUCAAGGAUGUCACAAUUUCAAAGCCAAUCAAGUCUGACAACCGUCAACUCUUCCCAACGGAAUCACGUCAGUCCGGUACUAGCUACUCCGCGCCAAUGGUUGGAACCGUCGCGCUCCUAAAGUCGCCAACUUCCGACGAGGAGCACGAAACCUACAACGUUCAACUCGGUAACAUUCCGGUGAUGGUCAACUCGUCGCGUUGUCACCUGCGCGGACUCACUUCGGCGCAGCUCGUCAAGAACCACGAGGAGGAGCUGGAGGUCGGUGGUUACUUUAUCAUCAACGGUAACGAGAAGGUAAUGAGAAUGCUGGUGGCGAACAAGGCGAAUCACCCGAUUGCCCUGACGCGUCAGGGUUGGACCAAUCGUGGUCCAGGUUACACCAAGUUUGGUGUGACACUGCGUUCGGUGCGACCCGACCGUAGUUCGCUCACCAACAAUCUCCACUAUAUCUCUGACGGUCAAAUCACCUUCCGUUUCUACUUUAGACGUCAGGAGUACUUCAUCCCGGUCACCCUCCUGCUCAAGGCGUUGGUGGACACCACCGACAAAGAGAUUUUCACACAGAUCGUGCAGGGUGACUUUGAGAACACCUUCUUGACCGAUCGUGUCGAGCUGACACUGCGUGAACAGAAAGUGAAAGGACUCAACACAAAGGAUGAAAUUCUCGACUACAUUGGUUCGCGUUACCGUCACAAAGCCAACCUGCCAGAUUCCUUCACCAACCAACAGAUCGCCGAGUACAUGAUAGACAAUUUCUUCUUAGUACAUCUUCCAGAUUAUAGAGAUAAAUUCAAUAUUUUAAUUGUUAUGAUUCAAAAGUUAUAUGCAGUUGUACAAGGAAAGAAUGGAUGUGACAAUAUCGAUGCAACUAGUUUCCACGAAGUUUUACUUCCAGAGAGAUUGACCGAAUAUCUCGAAGUGAGUCGAGCCAUGUAUUUAAAGGCAAUCAAUGCACAAAAGACAAUCAACGAAGAUCUUGCAUUCAAGAAAGCAUUCGAUAGAUCACUCAAUAUCGGUGAGAAAUUUAAUUAUUUCUUGGCAACCGGUAAUUUAGUUUCAUCAUCCGGUUUAGAUUUACAACAAACUUCUGGUUUCGCAAUUAUUGCAGAUAAACUUAAUUUCAUUCGUUAUAUUUCACAUUUUAGAUCGAUUCAUAGAGGUGCUUUCUUUGCAACAAUGAAAACAACCAGUAUUCGUAAAUUGAUGCCAGAAUCUUUUGGUUUCCUCUGUCCAGUACAUACACCAGACGGUGCUCCAUGUGGUCUACUUAAUCAUUUGUCCGCCAACUGUAUAAUCACAAAAGAUCCAUCUCAAGAUGAAAAAUCAAAGGAAGGUGUUAGAUUGUUACCUUCAUUUUUAAUGGCACAUGGUGUCACUUCGAUCGAUGUCACUACAAAUUUCCAACCGAAUUCACUACCGGUUAUGCUCAAUGGAAAACUGAUCGGUAGAAUCAACGAUGGUUUGGCACAGGAUUUGGUAGAUCUUCUGCGUUAUCUCAAGUCGACAGGCGAUGAAAAAGCCGUACCUCAGACAAUGGAGGUUGCCUACGCACCCAAAGAGCAAUCCAAGGGUGGACAGUAUCCAGGUAUCUUCUUGUUCACCACUGGCGCACGUUUCAUGCGUACCGUUAUCAAUUUGAAGUCCGGAAAGAACGAGUUGAUCGGUCCACAAGAGCAACUCUACAUGAAUAUCUCGAUUAUGCCAGAGGAAGUUCGUGACUCGACCACUCACUGCGAGUUGUCGCCAACCGCCAUGUUCUCGGUCGAAGCCAACUUGACUCCGUUCUCCGACUACAAUCAAUCGCCAAGAAAUAUGUAUCAAUGCCAGAUGGCUAAACAGACUAUGGGUACCCCACUCCAUUCCUACGCGUAUCGUACCGACAACAAACUCUACAAAGUUCAAAACAUCCAACGUCCGAUUGUCGCCACUGAGAAUCAAUCGAAAUACCGCAUCAAUGACUAUCCACACGGUUGUAACGCUGUGAUUGCUGUCGUCUCCAACACCGGUUACGAUAUGGAGGACGCUAUGAUUAUCAACAAGUCUGCGUUCGAGCGUGGAUUCGGUCAUGGAUCGGUCUACAAGAAUGAAUUCGUAGAUAUCGAUGAAGGUAAAUCGCGUCUGGAAAUGGGUAAAACCUCUAUCUCUCGUCCGAACUACACCUCUGACAAUUUGGAUCAAUGGAUUGACCGCGACGGUCUUCCCUAUAUCGGUCGUCUCAUCAAGCCUGGCGAACCAUACUACACCGUGUUCUCAACGAUCGAGAACAAACAGGUCACAAAGAACUACAAGGGUAAGGAGGAUGCCUGGAUCGAAGAGAUUAUGAUUCUCGGUGGAUCCACUCAGGUUCGUGCAUCGACGAUGAUCACCAAAUUCGUAGUGAAGCUGCGUUUCGAUCGUAACCCGGUGAUCGGUGACAAAUUCUCGUCGCGUCACGGUCAGAAGGGUGUCCUCUCACAGCUCUGGCCAGAGAUCAACAUGCCAUUCACCGAAUCCGGACUGAAACCCGACGUCAUUAUCAAUCCAAACGCUUUCCCAUCACGUAUGACCAUCGGUAUGUUGGUGGAGAUUCUCGCGGCCAAAGCCGGAGCGAUCCACGGCAAGUUCCAAGACGCCACAGCAUUCCGCUUCAACGAGAAGAAUUCGGCCGUCGAGUUCUUUGGUGAACAACUGAAACAAGCCGGUUUCAAUUACUACGGUAACGAACCGAUGUACAGUGGAACGACCGGUGAGGAAUUCCACGCCAAUAUAUUCUUUGGUAUCUGUUACUACCAGCGUCUGCGUCAUAUGGUCAAAGACAAAUACCAGGUGCGUGCAACUGGUCGCGUCAACAACAUAACACGUCAGCCGAUCAAGGGUAGAAAGGUCGGUGGUGGUAUCCGUUUCGGUGAGAUGGAGCGUGAUUCACUCUUGGCACACGGUACAUCGUUCUGUUUGAACGAUCGUCUCAUGAAGAGCUCCGACUAUUGCAAGGCCACCGUCUGCAAGCAGUGUGGAUCGACGACAUCCGUUGCCAUCCAGAAAUCAAACUACAGCCAAUUCACAAGCUCCACCUGUAUCACAUGCAAAACCGACGAACAUUUGACCAACAUUGCACUUCCAUACGUUUUCACAUACUUGAUAGCAGAACUGGCAUCAGUAAACAUCAGUUUGAAAUUACAAAUAAAAUAA
Heterostelium album PN500 is the source of this 3330-nucleotide messenger RNA. It is a transcript of the gene rpa2, whose product is annotated as RNA polymerase I. Gene Ontology annotation, molecular function: DNA binding; ribonucleoside binding; DNA-directed RNA polymerase activity. Gene Ontology annotation, cellular component: RNA polymerase I complex; nucleus. The transcript has 5 exons. The record is from RefSeq and is a predicted model, not a curated record. NCBI's taxonomy places the organism in Eukaryota, Evosea, Eumycetozoa, Acytosteliales, Acytosteliaceae. Bases 1 to 3330 code for a protein of 1109 amino acids. Gene Ontology annotation, biological process: DNA-templated transcription.